Molecule: messenger RNA, 1287 nt
Organism: Arabidopsis thaliana (thale cress)
Lineage: Eukaryota; Viridiplantae; Streptophyta; Magnoliopsida; Brassicales; Brassicaceae
Product: filamentous hemagglutinin transporter
Exons: 2
Coding region: 301-1080 (259 amino acids)
Source: RefSeq, marked reviewed
CACAGAUUGUAAGGUGUAGAAUACAAAAUUACACAUGAAAUUAAAUCUUUCACGGUAGACAAAAGAUGGUACAACAAUAAAGAAUUUCCAUGCAAACAAAAGUAUCCUAGUAUAUUCACAAUAAAUGAAAGAAAUUAAUUGGCUAUAAAUUUACUACUUAUAACCGUCCUCGUAAUUAACUUUGAGAGUAGAAGGCUCUGUUUUUCUUACAAUGGCCCCAUCUAUAUAACUCUCUCUCUGCCUAACAGACCCCAUAACUGACCUCCCCUCUCUCUCUCUCUUUCUCUCUGCUUUCUUGGUAUGGCUGCUGACGUCAGCUCUCUCGUACGGAUACUGAGUAGGUUCAAGGAUGAUCGGACGGUUGUAAAAGAUUCCACCGGACCAAGAUCCACGGUGGCGCUCAUGACACGCGAUCUCCUCGGAAUCGGCGGUUGUGUGGGUGGAGGAGGAGGAGGAGACGAACAGUCGCUGGAGCUUGACCUUGACGUCCAAGUCCCUAACGGAUGGGAAAAACGUCUCGACUUAAAGUCAGGGAAAGUGUAUCUGCAACAACAAUGCAAUUCAACGAGCUCGUCAUCAUCGUCUCAUCAUCAUCAUCAUCAUCACGAAGACCAAACCAACCAAACAGUUCCAAGAUUUCAAGAUUUGAAUGUGCCACCGAUUUCCGAUAAGUUUCCGGCGAAACCAUUGUUAAGCCUCUUCGACGAUGACGACGACACAAGCCUUGAACUGAAGCUAGUUCCGUCUUCUAUCUCUCGUCCUCUUCCUCCUCCUCUGUCUUCUUUUUCUCCAAAUCAGUCUCUCUCGUAUCUAUCGAGUGUUUGCACACUAGAUAAGGUGAAAUUGGCUUUGGAAAGGGCGGAGAAAGAUACAAAGAAACGCCAAUCUCCUGAAGAUGACGGCGUUUACGAUGGAACCGCUUCUGCCACCGUCGCGGCGUCUCAGGUGGCGGCUGGAUGUCCAGGGUGCUUAUCGUACGUGUUUGUGGCAAAGAACAAUCCGAAAUGCCCGAGGUGUCAUUCGUUUGUUCCUUUGCCUGCCAUGAAGAAGCCUAAGAUUGAUCUUAACAUUUCGAUGUGAAAAAAACUUUGGGGGAUAGAAUUGAAUGGUUUUAUUUUGUAGGUUCGAUUUCUGUAAAUGAUAGAUAAAAUCAGGGGGUUUCAUUGAAAAGAAAUUAAAUGCAGAAAGGAAGAGAUGGAUGUUAUUUUGUAAAUUGUUAUGUAAUGGAUUUUCUCUGAUGAAUGAAUAGUUGAUCUUUAAUUAUUUGAAAAACGCUCUAAUUAAUUA